AGAAAGCACACGCUGAGAUGCUCGCGCCUCGCCACUGUGAGUCUUCAACACAGUGCUGAAACCCACCAGGCAGUCACAAUCCUAGGAGGAACUCCGCGAAACGGGAGGCAGUUAGAUGCACUUGGAUUACCGGUUGGUGAAGUGUCACAGAGUUUACCGCGAACAGACUGGCGCGUUAUCACCGCAAAAACGUAAUCCACGCGUCAGUCAUAAAAAGUAGCUUUCAUAGCUGCAAUGAAAUCAACAAUGGCAAUUGUCGCACUUGAUUGAUUUUAUUGUUAUUUGAUUUUCGAGUGGAUAUUCCUUUUCCGGUUGAAAAAAAUAUUGUAAAUGUCCAUUUGGUUGAGUUAAAUAGAAUCACGGACGAUGGAAGUCAGUCUCAGAAUAAGCUUUCUGUCUACAUAGGCUGACACUACCGGGCUCUUCUGAAAUACAUCCCUAUUGGACCCCUCACAGAAUUGUAAUCUUUCAACCCAUUUUUUAGCAAGACUUGGCUGGGACCAGACAGUAUGGGGUUAAAAAGCUCCUACUGGCUUUUGAUAUCUUUCAUGGUGAGUGGAACUGUUGCCGGGGAGUCCAGCUCUGAGCCUGCUAGCCCAGACACAUCUCUCAGGCCUGUCCUGACCAUAAUGGAGGACGAGAGGCAGACCAUGACCGCCGAGGGUCAAUACAAAUGUCUUGAGCUGUUCAGCCGAGACCAGAAGCACAACAUCACAGGUGUGUUCUGUAGUCGUAUGUGGGAUGGCUUGUUAUGUUGGGACGAGACUCCGGUGGGGACCUACGCCACACAGAACUGCCCAGACUACCCUGGCCUGGACACCUCUGGAAAAGUGUCAAAAUAUUGUGAUGAAUCUGGUAAUUGGGUCCAAAGUCCCUUCAUUAAUAAGACCUGGUCCAAAUGUCUGACGUUCUCCAAGGAAAAGUUCAAGAAGGUGACUCCCCAUGGUCUGCUAGAGCCAGGGUCUGUGGAGCCCACUGUGGAGACUCCAGUCAGCCAGAAGGUGACUCCCCAUGGUCUGCUAGAGCCAGGGUCUGUGGAGCCCACUGUGGAGACUCCAGUCAGCCAGAAGGUGACUCCCCAUGGUUUGCUAGAGCCCACUGUGGAGACUCCAGUCAGCCCCAGGGUCAGUCAGGAGGAGGAGGAGAGGAAGAAGAUCAUCGACGGUCAAUACAAAUGCUUUGAGAAGAUGAACAGAGACCAGCCGUAUAACAAAUCAGGGCUGUACUGUAACCGGACCUGGGAUGGCUGGCUGUGCUGGGAUGAUACACCUGCUGGGACAGUCACCUGGCAGAACUGCCCCAACUAUUUCCCUGACUUCGACUCCACAGAAAAAGCUACAAAGAUCUGUAGCGAAUCAGGACAGUGGUUCCGCCACCCAGACACCAAUAGGACGUGGUCCAACUACACCUUGUGUAACUUCCACACUACAGGCAAGCUGAAGAUGGCCUAUAUCCUGUACUACAUGGCGAUUGUGGGUCAUGCCUUCUCCAUAGCCUCCCUCCUGAUCUCUCUGGCCAUAUUCUUCUACUUCAGGAACCUGAGCUGCCAAAGGAUCACGCUUCAUAAGAACCUCUUUGUUUCCUAUGUCCUCAACUCCGCCCUAACCCUCAUCUACCUCAUAGCAGUGGUCAACAACCCAGAUGUAGUGGGAAGAAAUCCAGUUGGCUGUAAGGUGUUGCACUUCUUCCACAUGUACAUGCUGGGCUGUAACUACUUCUGGAUGCUGUGUGAGGGGAUCUAUCUGCACACGCUCAUUGUGGUGGCUGUGUUCGCCGAGGAGCAGCACCUACACUGGUACUACCUCCUAGGCUGGGGGUUUCCCUUAGUGCCUGCAUCCAUUCACGCUGUGGCGAGGAAGAAGUAUUUUGAUGACAACUGCUGGAUGAGUGUUGAGACCCACCUGCUCUACGUGGUCCACGGUCCCAUCAUGGCAGCGCUGCUCGUAAAUCUGUUCUUCUUGCUAAACAUCGUGAGGGUGCUGGUUACUAAGCUGAGGGACACCCACCGGGCAGAGUCUAACAUGUACAUGAAGGCAGUGAGAGCUACCCUGAUCCUGGUCCCUCUCUUGGGCAUCCAGUUUGUCAUCUUCCCCUGGAGGCCAGAGAACCGCCUGGCGGGGGAGGUCUACGACUACAUCAUGCAUAUAUUAAUGCAUUACCAGGGGUUACUAGUGGCAACGAUAUUUUGCUUUUUCAAUGGCGAGGUGCAGGCGGCUCUGAAGCGACAAUGGAUUCAGUACAAGGCCCAGUGGGGUCAGAGACGGAGGGACCACUGCUCCAUGCGCUCUACCUCCUACACCGCCACAUCAAUCACUGAGGUGCCCGCCUUCAUGUACCACCACGACUGCAACAGCGAACACUUAAACGGCAGACACACCUCUGAGGACUCUGAGCUGGUGGCUCUUAAGACAGGGGAGACGUACGCCUGACAAGCGGGAGGUAGUCUGAGUGUCGGAGGAGAGAAGAGUUAGUAGAGGAACCAAGAUGGAGACGUUUCUCUAAUGUCCCGCCGCAGUUCCACAUUUCAUAGAUAGAACGGGUGGGUUCAGCCCCAGACUGUGAAGGAGAAGACAGUGCGUGUCUGGACAGUGAUAUCUCUCCCAUGAGUUGGCCAAUGAUGGCUGAUGCUUCAUUUACAUGACAUUGCUGCUGCUAUGGCUGCUUAUUAAAAACACUAAGAUAUACAGUACAUGAAACGGGAGCCGCCUUUAAAAUGUGGCGCGUCCUAAAGCUGCUAUCUGUGGGACUCUUAACACAUCAUGGGAAUGUUAAGGAUGAUGAUGAUGAAGAUGAUGAUGAUUAUUAUAAUGAUGAUGAUAAUGGUGAUGAUGAAACUGUAUUGUUGCUUUGCCUAUACCAAAGGGUGUGGGGUGGGCUGAAGAGAUCCCCUGAAGGUCACAUACUGACGGACAGCACAGUGCAUGUGUGUGUGUGUCCAUGGCGACACAAGAGGUCAAUGGUUUAAAAGGCUCCCUGUGCCUAAGUUCUGGAAUCGUGUAAAUAAUGGUUCACCACUUUCACUUUAAAAGUGUCAAAGUGUAUUUUAGAGGAUUUUAUUUUUCUGACUAAAUGUUUUUUUUUCUUGCCAACGACUUGCUCUUUAAAUACUUUCUGUCUGUUUUGUGAAGCUCUGCUUACAGCUGCUGACUGUGCCUGCGGUGUGUUUCUGUCACAAGGUCUGUAUUUAAAGAGUGCAGAAGAUACAGAACGCCUUGAUAUGGGCUCAAGAGAGAAAGAGUCAAAAGGAUUGGUUAACUUAGAAUAAAAAAUAAAGACGGACUGAAUCGCAUAGGUGACACGUUUUGGAGUACCACCUGGCUCUUGAGAAUAUUUUCAGUGAAAUAGUCUGUAUUUUGUUUGACGUGUCCAUUUGCCAAAAGGUCUAAUGUGAAGCUUCUAGGAUUCCACAAUAAGCGUUAUUUUAUGUUUUGUGCUUAAUGAAAGCCAUUCCAAUAUGGUGAAAUGAUUUUCUCUAUGUCAUAUCAGUUAUGAAUAGAGAGGAAGGAGAGAAGAAAAAACAGUAUGGUUACCUGCAAAAAUAAUCAUAUAAACAAUAACAAUAUACCAUUUUUAAAAGAAAAGUCUUGACAAUCUAGGCCUAUGGAAGAUGUUUCGAGGUAAAACCUUCGUAUCUCCAGGCAAUUAUCUACAGUGGGGGAAAAAAGUAUUUGAUCCCCUGCUGAUUUUGUACGUUUGCCCACUUACAAAGAAAUGAU
Messenger RNA from Salmo salar (Atlantic salmon), 3716 nucleotides. Its product is annotated as calcitonin gene-related peptide type 1 receptor. Gene Ontology annotation, molecular function: calcitonin receptor activity. NCBI's taxonomy places the organism in Eukaryota, Metazoa, Chordata, Actinopteri, Salmoniformes, Salmonidae. Gene Ontology annotation, biological process: adenylate cyclase-activating G protein-coupled receptor signaling pathway; cell surface receptor signaling pathway; positive regulation of cytosolic calcium ion concentration. The record is from RefSeq and is a predicted model, not a curated record. Gene Ontology annotation, cellular component: axon; plasma membrane.